UAUUCUUACUUCAGAAAAAUUUGUGUAUAAUCUUGGUAUAUUAUAUGAUUCAUUAAUAGAACUAUCUGAUUUAUCCAAACAAUUACAAAAAAAAGAUAUGACAUUACCUGUUGCUCAUAGAACUAUUCAAUAUUCAAUUAGAGUUCUAGAAUCGAUGGCGAAUAUUCCCGGUCCCAAAAGUCAAGAGGUAAUAUCUGCUUAUGAAAUAAACAAAUUUAAAGCAAUACCACUCUAUUCUAAAUCGUCAAUAGUAAAAAUACAAAUAGCACAAUUUUUCAUUAGCUUAAGUAAUUAUAUGAAAGAAAGACUCAUGACCAUUCAAGCUAGCAAUGUUUCGUCAUGUGAAAUUUAUAAUGAAUUUCAAAUAAAUUUUAAAAACUUAAUUGAAGACUUUGAAGUGUUUUCACCAGAAAAUUGGUCUGACAAUAUGGACAUUCAAUAUGGAGAUACAAAUAUUUGUCGCUUGUCACAAUUGUUUCAAAUUGACCAAGUUUUAGCUGUUCGGGGUUUUCGUGAAUACAAAGAAAACAAAAUACUAAACAGUGACAUAAAACCACUUUUAACUAUAAUUAAUUCAGUUCGUGUUCGACUCCCGUCAGAGCAAAACGUAUGUUUUCCGUAUCGCUCCCGUAUUUUUAGCUUCGAUAGCGUAAAGACGAGUCUCCCAUAGCAGCCUGCAGGUAUUAUGAUUAUUACUUUUCCUAUAUCACACAACGUCCAAAUUUAAUUAUCACGACAUCGCACUAGAUAACGGCCGCCGCCGCACGCAGCCAAUGCCUGCCAAGGUCACUUGCUUGCUUAUCAAAUCUAUUUCUAAUGAGUCCGAAAUUAUCUCUGUUAAUUAUCUCCAAAGUCCAUACACCUUCACAGUCCGACGAUAAAUCACCGUCGGUAUGCACCAACAAUGAACCUAAUUAACAAAUAGUACACAACAACCGCAACCGAUCACCACAACAAAAUUCCCCUCCCACUAAAAAAAAAAAACAAACUCUAAUAUUUUUUUUGCAUCCAAAAACCGCUACGCACCGCUCUCGUCGUCUACAAAGACAAAUGAAAAUGAAAAUGAUCCUCAACAUAUGGAAAUCUCAUCUGAACAGCCCACCGAAAUCAAUAAUGAUACGAAUACUAUCAAAAUAAAUCUUUCACCCCCUAUCUUCGUUGAAGCGAACUUAAAUUUCAAUACCUUAUGUCUCAAUCUUAAGGAAUUGACCGACACCUCCAGUUUUGUUUGCAAAAGAACCACAAAAGGUGUUAAAAUAUAAACAUUUAGCUCCGAUUCCUACAGAUCAAUAAUCAAAUUUCUUAAAGAGGAAGCUGUCUCCUUCCACUCUUAUCAAUCGAAAGAAAACAAACCGUUCAGAAUCGUUAACCGUAAUCUUUAUCCUUCUACCGAAAAAAACCAUAUCUCCAAGGAACUAUCGGAACUUGGGAUUCAAGUUAAAAAUAUAACAAACAUACUCGAUAAAUCCACAAAAACUCCGUUGCCCCAAUUCUUAGUCGACCUAGAACAAUCCGAGUCAAAUCAAGACAUCUUUAAAGUAACACUUCCCUAUUACUUCAAAGUCAAAGUCGAGACUCCCCAUAUCAAAAAAGAAAUCCCCUAAUGCCAGUCUUACGGCCACACUCGCAGUUAUUGUUUUCAUAACCCAAGAUGUGUCCGGUGUGGUAACAACCACGAAUCAACUCAAUGUCAAAAAGACCGCACUGAACCAGCCAUACUAAACAAUAUAAACGAACUACAUUUAUCAUUAACUGAAAAUCAAGUCGACAUAGCCAUAAUUUCAGAAACACAUCUUACAAAUAAAUCGACCCUAAAAAUAUAAUGAGAGCAAACCACCCAGACGGCACCGCUCAUGGUGGGGCAGCGUUAAUCAUCUCUAAUAAAAUAGCGCACACUUCUUCUCUACCAUGUACAUCACUCGAUAUGCAAGUAAUUGACAUUUCUCUGAUUAUUAACUCUAUUCCGGUUUCCAUUGCAUCUGCUUAUCUCCCCCAAGGCCGAAAAUUCCCUGAUAAUGAAAUCUUAUUAUAUCUAACCGAGAUUAAUCAUUCAUUCCUACUUGGAGCCAAUUUUAACGCUAAACACCAUUGUUGGGGCUGCUCAACAAUCAACACUCGAGGCCGCUCUCUACAGAAUCUCAUCAUAACCAAAAACGCCAAAGUUCUUGCACUACGCGCACCAACCUACUGGCCUUCUCACCAACACCGCAACCCUGAUUUUCUCGACUUCUUCAUCUCUUACCUCCCUAAUCAUCUUCAGACAAAGCUAACCAACCUAAACGAUCCAGCAUCGGACCACACUCCAAUAUUGAUUCAAAUAAAUUCCCCAAUUUCAUCGUACAACAAUAAUAAUUCUUCCAAAAUAAUCUGGCUAAGGGUUUCGUACCAUUAUGACUUGCAACACUAAUCUCAACAUCAAGCUAAAAUCCCACGCAGACAUUGACAUUGCCAUAAGCACUUUUACAGAAACUAUUUUCAAUGCAAAAAAAUGCUUACUCUCCAUUACACGGAUCGAAGUCUGACCAUCUUAUCACACCGGAAAUCAGACAACUUAUAACUGAAAAACGCAGAGCCCGCAAUCCCUGGCAACAUUCCCACUACCCUGAGGACAGGCAUAAUUAUAACUCACUAUCAAAUGAACUUAAAUCUGUCCUCAAGACUCACAAAAAAGAACUUUAUAAAUCUCACCUUGCUUCUCUUUUUCCAAACAAUGGCACACUCUGGAAAAAAAUCAAAUCUCUUCUACAACAUAAGGAAACACUUCCAUCACUACUCCGAGAUGACAACUCAUUAGCAGUCGACGAUCAAGAUAAAGCCGAUCUAUUAGCUUCUCACCUCGUUGACUCAUUCAAACCACACUCUUCUCUUCCUAGUCAAAAUCACAUUGACUUAGUUUAAACAUACCUCAUCUCUCCAUUACCAAUGGCCCUACCAGCCAAACACACAACUCCUGCUUAAGUCUCCAACAUUAUCAAAAACCUGAAAAACAACAAGUCACCCGGACACGAUAAAAUCUCAAAUAAAAUCAUCAAAAACCUCCCUUCUAAAUCAAUUAUUUGACUGACUUAUAUAUUCAAUGCCCCACUUCGUCUAUCUUAUUUCCUCCCUACUUGGAAGAAUUCAAUCAUCAUAGCAAUAUUGAAGCCUGGAAAAUCUUCUAGCAGCCCUUCCUCAUACAGACCAAUCAGUCUCCUGAUGGCAUUUGGUAAAAUGUUUGAAAAAAUAAUACUAAAAAGGCUUAUGCCAAUAGUUCAAAAUGAAAAUAUUCUGCCUGACAUUCAGUUUGGCUUCCGUUCUAAACACUCCACCACCCAUCAACUUCACCGCGUAACAGAUUUUUUUCCCUCGGCACUCGAAUCAAAAAAAUACUGUUCAGGAGUUUUUCUAGACGUUGCGAAGGCUUUUGAUACCGUUUGGCACCGUGAACUAUUGUUUAAACUUAAAAAAAUAUUCCCAGUCCCCUACAAUCUACUCUUAAAGUCAUACCUCGAAAACAGAUCGUUCAGAGUCAGAACAAACACCAGACUAUCAACUCAUCAUGAAGUUCAAGCUGGCGUUCCGCAAGGCAGCGACAUCGCCUCAUUUCUCUACAUUUUUUACACUGUUGAUAUCCUAGUUAGUCAGUUCACUCUCAUUGGAACUUACGCUGAUGACAGCCAUACUUGCCUCAAGUGUUGACCCUAUCCUUGCCAGCCAUCAAAUCCAAACACACCUAAACAUCCUUAUGCCUUGGUUCAAUAAAUAGGGAAUUAUAAUCAACCAAACCAAGUCUUCGCAUAUAACCUUUUCCUUACGACCACAUGACUGUCCGCCGAUCAUCAUGAAUAAUUGCACUAUUCUUCAUUGCACGAGUGUCAAAUAUCUCGGUCUCACAUUCGACAGAAAACUUACAUGGGGUCCUCAUCUCAAGGACAAACGAAAACAAUUAAAUAGUAGACUUCACCUACUUAGACCCUAACUAAGAUCAAACAUCAACAUUCAAAACAAAAUCCUUAUAUACAAAUGACUUCUCCGACCCCUAUGGACCGAUGGCAUUAUACUAUGGGGCCCAACCAAAAAAUCAAAUGCAAAAACGAUCCAAGCAUUCCAAUCAAUUUUUCUGCGUAUCAUUGCCAAAGCUCCUUGGUACGUAACGAACAAAUUACUCCACGAUGACCUCCAAAUCAAAACCGUCCACGACACAGCCACCAUUUUCUAUAAUAGAUUUCAUGAGAAACUCCUCAUGAACCACAACCACCUCAUCUCUCAACUGGCCUCAAACACACUUCCAGACAACCCCGCAAGACGUCUCCAACGCAACUGGUGCAGAGAUCUGCUUAUCCUUUAAAAUACAUUUAUAUAAGUCAUAAAAAUUUUUGUUUUCUUUUUUUUUCUAUUAAUUCUUUGUAAAAGGUGACUCGACUGCGAGUCUUCCUUCAUGUCACUCAAAGUCAUUUUAUAUUAUUCUUAUAUCAUAUUUACUUAUUGUAUAUAAUGUACAGAUUGUAAAUUUUCAA
Messenger RNA from Sipha flava (yellow sugarcane aphid), 4496 nucleotides. RefSeq lists its product as uncharacterized. Bases 98 to 670 code for a protein of 190 amino acids. The transcript has a single exon. NCBI's taxonomy places the organism in Eukaryota, Metazoa, Arthropoda, Insecta, Hemiptera, Aphididae. The record is from RefSeq and is a predicted model, not a curated record.